UGUGGAUUUCCGUGUACAGCGCCACCAUUUGAGAAAUAAUCUGGAGAUUACAAAAAAAGCUCAUCGGCUUCAGAUGACAGAAGCCCAGCCGCGUCCUUUUUCCCGUUAUUCCCAUGACCAGGGCAGGAAAUCCCGCCCCAAACACAGCCCAAAUCCACAAUUCCCUCCACUCGGAGUCCAGUCCAUGAUCUUCUACCCUGUGCAGUGCAUUUCCAUAUGGAAUAAAGAGCAAAUCGAGAACCAGAGGAGCAAACAGACCUUUUUGGUACCAGGAGGAGAAACAGCAGCAGCAGCAGCAGCCAUCCAUCAGGAUGGGGCAGCUGUGCAUCUUUACAAUCUUCUGUCUGGCUUUAAUGCUAUUGCUGCAUGAUACAUCAGCAAGCAAGAAAGGAACAAGCAUCAAGAAGCCGACCAACACUAAAACACCUACAUCUUCAAACAAGCCUCCUCAGGGGAGCAAGCCACAGCCCAACUAUCCCAGGCAGCCCAACCAGCAUACCAAUGCAGGCAGUAAUCCUGGGGUAGGGCAUCCCAACCAACAAUACCCUGCUAAAGGAGGUGCUAGUCCAGGAGGAUAUCCUAAUCAGAACCCUGCUGGUGGGAGUUAUCCUGCAGGUGGGAGUUAUCCUGCUGGUGGGAGUUAUCCUGCUGGUGGGAGUUAUCCUGCAGGUGGGAGUUAUCCUGCAGGUGGUGGGAGUUAUCCUGCUGGUGGUAGUUAUCCUGCAGGUGGGAGUUAUCCUGCAGGUGGGAGUUAUCCUGCUGGUGGGAGUUAUCCUGCAGGUGGGAGAUAUCCUGCAGGUGGCAGUCACCCUGCUGGUGGGAGUUACCCAGCAGGUGGAAGUUAUCCUGCAGGUGGCAGUUACCCUGCUGGUGGGAGUUAUCCUGCAGGUGGCAGUUACCCUGCUGGGGGGGGUUACCCAGCAGGUGGGAGUUACCCUGCUGGUGGGAGUUAUCCUGCAGGAGGAAGGUAUCCAUCUGGAGGGCAAUAUCCAGGACAAGGGGGCAGUAGUCCUGGAGGGUAUCCUAACCAGUAUCCAGGAAGAGGAGGUGUGAAUCAAGGUGGGCAUUCCAAUCAGUUCCCUGCAGGUGGUAGUUACCCAUCUGGAGGACAGUAUCCUAGAGGAGGUGGUGUAAGUCCUAACCAGUAUCCUGCAGGGUACCCAGCGGGUGGUGGCUAUCCAGUAAGAACAGCAGGACAACCAGGAGGAUUCCCAGGGGGCUAUCCAUCUUCAGGAGGAGUAUAUCCUAACUGGAAUCCUAACAAUAAAAUCCUUAGUCCACGCUAUGGAGGUGGAUUUGGGGGUCCAGGGUAUGGAAUGGGUGGCUCCCCUUUCUCCAAAUCGGUUCAUAAUAUGGGUUAUGCACCAUCUGUGAAAUCCAAAGGCUUUGCCAAAAAGGCAAUGCUGGCAGCUGGAGUUGGUGCAAUGGCGGGGAUGGCUGUAGGGUACGGCCUGGGUCGAUUUCCACGUCCACACUUUCAGUUCAGCAGCCCCCAAGAGGAGCAUUACUACAACCAUUAUAUGCAGAAGCAGUAUGGCACAAAAUCUACUGAUACCAAUGACUAUGGCCGUGACUACACUUUCAAGCCACCGCCACAAGCCCAGACUUAUGAAAACUAUAUGGACAAGUGCAUGAAUAGAACUGACCUCUUGCGUGAUGAAAAUAUUAGCAGUAUCCAGGGGGAUGGGCCCAUGACUGAGGAGAGAAUUUCUGAGAGAGUAAGCACUGCCGAGAAUGCUACAACUGAAGUUCAGGUCUCUGUUAAGUCCCAAGACAUCAAUGAUGAUACAGUGAGCAUCACAGAGAUUGGUUACCCUGCACUCAUCCAGCAAAUGAAGGCUCGGAGAUGUGUAGAGUUGUACAUGGUAUAUUCUGAAAAAUUUCUGCAGAAACAAACACAAGAGCGUCCCAGCAGCCGCAGUGACACAAACGGACUUUCUGGACUCCUUGUUCUGCUCACAACAGCCAUUUCUGUACUCAGCAGCGCCCUCUUGCUGAAGUGAUUGCAAGGAUAUGGCUCUACAGUGUGCUAAAGGGUGUCAGAUGGAAGAUCUCCGGGUUCAUGAUAAAUUUCCUUGUAUAAACUUUUCAAAUUACAUAUCACUGUCUGACAUAUCACGGUUCACGAUAUUAGCAUAACGCUAUUGUAUGAAACAAUACAGCAUGCUUUACAGCAUGUGUUAGCUAAAUGCAUCAUUUUGACCAAAAAUUAUUACAUAUGCGGCAUUUAACUCCUAAGUCUAAUAUUCAUCCUCGCAUGCUAGCUUCUCAGCAACUAAACUUUAGAUCAAGCUCAUGAGUAUUGCUAGCUAAACAUGCAUCAUUCAUCAGUAAUCAAUACUUAAUAAAAAACAUUUUGUUAAUGCACAUCAUUCAACGAAGAAACUGUCAGGAAUUAUGGUUUAGCACUGAAAAUACGCUGUAUAUCCAGAAUUAUUAUACAUUAUAUAUAAUUCUAUUUUAUUUAUUAACUGUGUAACUUCUUGGUGGAUUUUUAUUAUUUCUAAAUAAAACUAUCAUAUAUACACAUUA
Molecule: messenger RNA, 2532 nt
Organism: Silurus meridionalis
Lineage: Eukaryota; Metazoa; Chordata; Actinopteri; Siluriformes; Siluridae
Gene: prnpb
Product: prion protein b
Exons: 2
Coding region: 312-2003 (563 amino acids)
Biological process (GO): protein homooligomerization
Cellular component (GO): membrane
Source: RefSeq, a predicted model, not a curated record